Lucilia cuprina (Australian sheep blowfly) is the source of this 543-nucleotide messenger RNA. RefSeq lists its product as uncharacterized. NCBI's taxonomy places the organism in Eukaryota, Metazoa, Arthropoda, Insecta, Diptera, Calliphoridae. The transcript has a single exon. Bases 76 to 543 code for a protein of 155 amino acids. The record is from RefSeq and is a predicted model, not a curated record.
CAAGAUAACAUAAAGUUUUUUGGAACUAAAAACUAUUUAAAAAAUUAAAUUAAAAAUUAUCAGAAUAAAUAUAAAAUGUGUGAAAAUAAUAGUUGGCAAGCGCCUUUAUGGUUAACGGAUUCCUAUUUGGAAGAUGUUUUAAAAAAGUAUCUCAAAGAUGAACAAGUGAAACUAAUAAAUGUUGUUAUAAGACCAGCCACAGCAAAUGGUGAAAAUUAUGCCAGUGUUAUGAGUCGUAUUAAAGUGAAAUUUAUACAAGAAAUGAUAAGUAAAAAUCCCCAAGAAUUAUCCUUUAUAAUGAAAUAUUCAUACGAAAAUGAUCCUUUCAUUUCGAAGAUUAUGUCAAGCUAUGAUGUUUAUAAUACAGAAAUGAAAAUGUAUGAACAAAUUUUACCACAAUUAGCUGAUAUCUUGCAGGAAAUGGGUGAUACUGAAAAACUAUUUGCAAAAACUUUAAAAGUGGACUACGAUAAAUCUGCCAUUAUAUUUGAAGAUUUAAGUGUAAAUAAUUAUAUUUUAGCCGAUCGUUUAAGGGGAGCGUGA